Dicrocoelium dendriticum is the source of this 1367-nucleotide messenger RNA. The record is from the annotation of a GenBank genome assembly. NCBI's taxonomy places the organism in Eukaryota, Metazoa, Platyhelminthes, Trematoda, Plagiorchiida, Dicrocoeliidae.
UUUAAUAACUAUUGUCAGUAACACUUGGCUUAGAGAAGAAGGUUCGUACGCUCAAAUACCUUCAGUGCGGGGUACGCACUACUAUGCAGCGGUGAAAAAUCACACUGCGCCGGAUGUCGAUGUGGUCAGCACUGCCGUGUCCAUAAUCGUUAGCACUAUUAGCUUCCAGCAUGCCCGAGAAAUGGAACGGCAAUCUGAGCGCGGGAUGCUGCCAUCGACAGACGAUACAAUUCCCAUGGGCCUUCCAGCUAAGCGUGCAAUGUGAGUAUUGUGUUUUUUAUUUCCCCUUAGACGCCGGCCCGUCCGUUCGAGCUCCGAUGACGAGGAUGCCGCGCGUCCAAGCAAACCCAAAAGGCCUUCUGCAGCAACCUACGCACGUGCGCCCUCCUCUCUGUUCAGUGGCAUUAGUCCGUCACGUCCAGGACCAUCAACAAACAACCGUAAGUAUCGAUUUCAUACUGCCCCUAUUAAACAGUAAUCGCGCCACCGGUUAUUGCUGACGUCCCACCAAGCAAUCUGGAUGUGCUGCACGAACUGCAGGCCAUAAAAUCCUUAUUUUUAGAUGAGUUGUGUCUCAUUCGAUCAGAAUUGGUCGGCCAUCGUCGCAUGUCCGAAGCGAUGUUGCAAAUGCUACAACGACAAUCCCAAAGUGUUGCGCCGGGACUAUCUCUGCCAUUCAUCUCUCUCAGUGAGCUAAAGAGAUAUGAUGAACGGCUGAAGGACCCCGAUUUCAAAAUCAGAGUCGUCAACCAUUUAUGUGCUGUGCACGGUGAUAACAUACAACUCAUCGUCCGGGGUACCAUGGAGCGGCUAAUGACAAGAUCAGUUGCCGCGGAGAUAAAUUACUCCGGCGCUAGAGGUUCCUUUGCAUUCAGGCGAACAAAUAUGAACGGCCUUGUACAAGGCCUCAUUCGGCAACGCAUGGGUGAUGCAGCCUCGGAUGCUGACAUUACACGGCACAUCAAAACGUGGUUGCAUUCUGCACGGCACAAAAGACCGCCGGUUGAGCAAACUAAAGUAUGCAGUGCGAAUGAGGUGAGUCCCCUGCUUCCUUAGGCACAUCUUUAGCCUCCUACGUUGACACUCGCGGAAGCGGAUUAAGAAUAUUGACUAUGCCGCUUUCUGCUACUAACGUUCUUUGUACUGCACCCCUUCAUGUAUAUAUAGCAUUCCUAUACCUCGGUUUUAAUUUUCUUUCGCCUUGUGAUGUCAGGUGCGCGGUAAGAGCGGUUUCCUUUUCUGACCAACAGCUUUGAGUCGCCGCCUAGGUGGGUUCCCAAGUCCAGAAACUACCGCAACUGGUACCGGGUGAACACUAGGUCCGAGCCGUCCAUAUAUUCGUUAGGCGCAUAGUGCGUUCAAGUGUG